CUGGUGGAGAGGGAGGAGGAAGCGGCCAGUUCCGAAGCCCUGCCUCAGCCCAACCCAACCUUUGCUCCGGAGAUCAUGGCUGCCGAGGAGGUGGCGGCGAUGGGCGCCGAGCCGGGCGAGCUGGAGAGCGGCGGGCUGCUGCACGAGAUCUUCACCUCGCCGCUCAACCUGCUGCUGCUCGGCCUCUGCAUCUUCCUGCUCUACAAGAUCGUGCGCGGGGACCAGCCGGCGGGCGGCAGCGACGACGACGAGCCUCCCCCGCUGCCCCGCCUCAAGCGGCGCGACUUCACCCCGACCGAGCUGCGGCGCUUCGACGGCGUCCAGGACCCACGCAUCCUCAUGGCCAUCAACGGCAAGGUGUUCGAUGUGACCAAGGGCCGCAAGUUCUACGGGCCUGACGGGCCAUACGGGGUCUUUGCUGGAAGAGAUGCAUCCAGGGGCCUGGCCACAUUUUGCCUGGACAAGGAAGCCCUGAAGGACGAGUACGAUGACCUGUCUGACCUCACUGCUGCCCAACAGGAGACCCUGAGUGACUGGGACUCUCAAUUCACUUUCAAGUACCAUCACGUGGGCAAACUGCUGAAGGAGGGAGAGGAGCCAACCGUGUAUUCAGAUGAAGAAGAACCAAAAGAUGAGAAAGACCGGAAAAACGAUUAAGGCAUUCUGUGGAAGCAUAUCUAUUUUUGUAUCUUGCAAAAAUCAUUUGUAACUUUUCAGUCUGUCCUUAAAAGCAUUGUGAUUUCAAUAUUUAGAAAAGUUUUGAACUUGCUAUAAACAUUUUUAAAUUGUAACAUACUAGUGGCACGAAGAAAAUGAAAUUCUGUCUUAGAAUGUGCAUGAGAUGUGUGGGUGUCACAAAUCAAAAAGGGAACUACAGUGCUGUCACCAGAAUGUUAAUAUUCUGGGCUUCUUCUUCAGCUGUAGUUAGUACAGGCUGAAUCUAAAUUUGGUGGGGAAAGGGUUGCGUGUGUGGCAGGGCUUGUUUGUUUUUCAGACAGUUUAAGACUUUGCUAUUCCCCCCAAACAGGUUAAAAUCUUAGAUAUGCAAAGUCCUUCAACCACCUAGAACAAAGGACCAAUUUUCAGUCAUGAUGUUCUUUAAAGAACUUUCUUUUUCAAUCAAGUGAACUGCAUGAUUUCUGUUUAUCUACCUCUAAAGUAAAUCUGCAGUAUUCCAAAGAAUUUGGUGUGGAAUCAAAAGAGCUGUCCAGUAACAAAAUGGAAUCUCAAAACUGGACUCACUUGACCAAAAAAAUUUUUUUAUUUUUUUCUAAGUGGCUUGGUAUGAAAAAGAGGUCUUGAACAGACAAAAGUAAAGUUGACAAUGGGAAAGAAAAUAGAAAAAUAGGCUGGUUUGCCUACAGACUUCAAUUUAUGAAGAUGCUAGCACUGUCUGCCCAGCCCCCAUGUUCAUGGUGAAGUAAUCAUUAAUUUACACAAUCUGAAGUAAGGGGGAGGGUGUACUGAGGAGCAGGUGUAUGCUCUCCUGAGAACCUUCAUACACAUCCCCACAGAAUGAGGAAGCAGUACGCAUCACACUGGCCAAGUGGUUUUUAAAAGUCUAUUCCUGAGGUAUAACAGUCAUUAUGUUGUUACAAAACUAGAGCCACUGCAAAAAGCCGUAGUCCAAGUGUCUUAAGUCUUUGAUGUAGGUUUUUUUGGUGAACACUAAACUUAGCUUAAGUAGACUGUACAGUUGUAUAAAUUUGCAAAAGUAUUAUAUGAACAACUAGUGAGGUUUCAAACUCUUGUAGUUCAACAGUCAUGGUAUUUUCUUGUGAGUUGUGUUUUACCUCGAAUCAGAAAAUAAAAUGAAGUGCUUUGGUCAGUUAAUAAAAUGGUUUUACCCCGUC
Messenger RNA from Echinops telfairi (small Madagascar hedgehog), 1853 nucleotides. It is a transcript of the gene PGRMC1, whose product is annotated as progesterone receptor membrane component 1. The record is from RefSeq and is a predicted model, not a curated record. The transcript has 3 exons. NCBI's taxonomy places the organism in Eukaryota, Metazoa, Chordata, Mammalia, Afrosoricida, Tenrecidae. Bases 76 to 657 code for a protein of 193 amino acids. Gene Ontology annotation, cellular component: membrane; endomembrane system.